Molecule: messenger RNA, 6029 nt
Organism: Acanthochromis polyacanthus (spiny chromis)
Lineage: Eukaryota; Metazoa; Chordata; Actinopteri; Pomacentridae
Product: probable G-protein coupled receptor 158
Exons: 13
Coding region: 357-4220 (1287 amino acids)
Biological process (GO): G protein-coupled receptor signaling pathway
Cellular component (GO): membrane
Molecular function (GO): G protein-coupled receptor activity
Source: RefSeq, a predicted model, not a curated record
GGCGACACUUCAGGUGGCCUAUUAGGGUUUGAUUGGGAGGGACGGAAGUUGGAGAACAAUUUGCUGCGAUCCUCGUCAUCCUCUCACAUGGAUCUCACCGAGCUGGAGUACAAACACCGCGGCUGGAUGGAGGCGAGGAGCAGGAGUAGUUCAGGUGUCUGAGGAGGUCUGAACGCGCUGCAGAGGAGAACAAACGGAAAGUCUGUGGUUUCUAAACAUGCACGGGAUGAGAAGUGAGGAUUCUGCUGGGUUUUCGCACAGAUCAUGGCUGUGAAAUCCCGGACGUUCUCCGGCGGCUGCUCCGUAAAGUGUUUCUGGUGAUGCCGUGCCAGGUGUCCGCGGCGUGAACGGGAACCAUGGCUCUGCUCGUCGUCCCGCUGCUCCUCCAAACGGGGCUGGUUCUUGGCUCCAACUACGGCUACGUGGAGUGGUCGGACAAUGACCGAGACGACAAGAGCCCGCCGGUGUUCAGUACCCAGAACAUCAACAGGGAGCCGCCCCACCAACACCCCACCUACAACCCGCUGCCCGCCACCGAGCGCGCAGUGGUGGCGCACAAAAUCGAGGAGGACCUGCCCAGGGUGGUGACCGCCUUCCUGCACACCGGAGACUCCUCCGCGCUCCGCCAGGUCAACUGUUCCCGGAGGUACGAGCUGAGCAGCCUGAGAGGCGGCCUGCACGUCGCCUCCCACUACUCCUUGCACAGCAUCCUGGACACCGUAGCGCACGCCACAAACUUCCUCAACAUGAUCCUGCAAGCCAACAGGUCCCGGGAGCUCAGCCUGCGCAAGGACAUCCAGUGGUACCACGCGCUGGUGCAGAGCAUCCUGGAGGGGGACCCCAAAAUCCACAGGGCGGUGGUGACCCUGCACACGGACGCACCGACCCCGGGACCUCACGUUUUUCUGCAGGCGACCAGGACCGAGAAGGAGGUGGUGCUGCAGGACCUGUCCGGCUCCGCGCACCGCCACCUGAAGAGCAGAGCCCCGGAGUCCGAGUGGUUCAACGAGUUUCGGGACGGCAGGAGGCCACACACGCACCGAAGAGUCCCGGAGGCUUCGGGCUCCAAGAGUGGAAGUUACCUGCUGGACAAGAACCAGAUCAAGUGGUCUGCGCCCUACCUGGAGUGUGAGCACGGAGCCUUUGUGCCCUACUGGCUGCUCACCCUGUCUGCUGGCUUCUAUGGGCUGAAGAGCAACUCAGCACCGGAGUUCAGAGGUGUCGUUCGUGUGGACGUGAACCUGCAGGACGUGGACAUUGACCAGUGCUCCAACAGUGGCUGGUUUGCUGGGACUCAUCGCUGUAAUCUCACCAGUAUGGAAUGCACUCCCAUCGUGGGCCAUGGAUUUGUGUUGGACAAGUACAAGUGCCAGUGCAGGAGAGGAUUUUACCAUCCGAGCCGAGUGGCGCUCAAUGGCUUUAAAAGUAAGGAGCAGGGCAAAGACGAACCCUCCGACACGUCCACUAAGUGCCUGCCGUGCCGUGAGGGCUGCCCGUACUGUCGAGACGACACUCCCUGUCUGGUGCAGGAGGACGGAGCUCUGAGGCUCGCUGUGGCCUCCUUCCAGGGUCUGUGCAUGGUGCUGGACCUGGCCAGCAUGGUGGUGGUCUACCACUUCAGAAGGAACAAGAGCAUCCGUACAUCUGGACUCAUUCUGCUGGAAGCCAUCUUGUUUGGGGCGUUACUGCUCUACUUCCCAGUGAUGAUCCUGUUUUUCAACCCCAGCGUGUUCAGAUGUAUCCUCCUGAGGUGGGUUCGGCUGCUGGGUUUCGCCAUCAUGUACGGCACCGUCGUCCUCAAACUGUACAGGGUGUUGAAGGUGUUUCUGUCCCGCACGGCCCAGAGGACGCCCUACAUGACCAGCUGGAGGGUCCUGAGGCUGCUGGCGGUGAUCCUGUUGGUGGUGCUGUGGUUCCUGGUGGCGUGGACCUCGGCCGUCUGCCAGAACCCGGAGCUGAGUCGGGCCCUGAUCGCCGCAGGCCUCACCCCAGAGAGAAUGCAGUUCAGCAUGUGUCUGCUGGACCGAUGGGACUACAUGAUGUCAGUUGCUGAAUUCCUGUUCCUGCUGUGGGGCGUCUACUUGUGCUAUGCCGUCCGAACCGUCCCCUCGGCCUUCCACGAGCCUCGCUACAUGGCUGUUGCCAUCUACAAUGAGCUCCUCAUAUCAGCCAUCUUCCACAUCAUCAGGUUCUCCCUGGUGCCGGGACUCCACCCCGACUGGAUGCUCAUGUUGUUCUUUGCUCACACUCAUCUGACCGUGACUGUGACUCUGGGUCUGCUGCUCAUUCCAAAGUUCAUCUCCAAAGGGACCCAGGCCAGGGAUGAUAUUGCCACCGAGGCCUAUGAGGAGGAACUGGACAUGGGAAGAUCUGGUUCGUACCUCAACAACAGCAUCACCUCGGCCUGGAGUGAACACAGCCUGGAUCCCGAGGAUAUACGGGAUGAGUUGAAGAAGCUGUACGCCCAGCUGGAGGUCUACAAAUGUAAGAAGAUGCUCGCCAACAACCCUCACCUCCAAAAGAAGCGCAACUCCAAGAAAGGCCUGGGCCGCUCCCUGAUGAAACGGAUAACGGAGAUCCCGGAGACCAUGCACAUACACCGGCAGUGUAGUCGUGACGACGGCAGCGAACACGGCAGCAACCGCAGCACCUUGAGGAGAAACCCGUUUGAGCCGAGCAACCACGGAAAACAUCGAGAUGAUUCCCUGAAGAACAAAGUCAUGGGUUUGAAGAAGUCUCUCAGCUAUGAUCACGUCUGUGACCAGGAUGAAGAAACUGGAAGCCAAACUGGCUCAGUUGCAGGAGACAAAAUGACUCCCGUAGGAGGCGGAGGAGAAGGAUCUCUUCUGGGUUCCCUCAUCGGCCGUAAACACGGCAAGAAGCAGCUGGAACCGGCUCCGACUCCUCCAAGGCUGGAACCAGCCGAGUCCACUGAGUCGGUGCCGCUGUUCUGGAAAUCAGCCAGCGCUCACAACCUCACGCAUGAGAAGAAACCCGUGCACCUGCGCACCUCCAUCAUGCAGAAGUCUCUGAGCGUGAUCGCGAGCGCCAAGGAGAAGAUGCCGGGACUCACCAACAAGACUCAGAGCGUGGAGGACGCCAGCAAGAAGGGUCUGAAGGGGCAGGAGGGCAGGAUGCUGUCAGAGGUGGACGAGACACCGGAACAUUACCCCAAGAUGAUCAUCAGCCAAUCGGUGGAGUAUUCAAAGACCCCCAUGAAGAUGGGCAUCAUGAAGCAACAGGUGAGCGGCAGUCAGCCGUCCAUUUGCUCUGAAACUGGGAGGAACCUUUACGACGUGUCUGAGGUUUGUCCCUGGGAGCUGGAAGAGGCUCAGACUCCCUCUGAAACCAAAACCCAGAAGCAUGUUUCCAUCGCUCCAGGAGAAACCACAGCUGGAGGCCGCAGAGGCAGCAGCAGCUCUGGAAUCAGUAAAGGCAGUCGAUCCCAGCAGAGGCAGAAAGCCGGUCAGUCUCCUUCCAACAGACGCCGCUCCAAAGACAAAGGAGGCGACAGGGACGAAGGAAGGGAACCUCGAAAGUCUCGUCCUCCCAGGUCACCGCUGCCUCUCAAACCAGAUGUGUGUCCCUGGGAGUUCGAUGAGCAGCCGAUGGUGGGAGGAGAUUCAGAUUCCCUCUCCCCAGAUAGAAUCAGACGCAAAAAAAGCGUCACCCCCACUGAUGGGAAACCCAAAGGGCUCCACUCUGAUCACUCCAAGUCCACAGGGAGCCUUCUGCAGCCUCCGUCCCUGAUGGUGGAGAUCUGCCCCUGGGACUAUAACAGCCCGCCUUCGCCCAAGCAGGAGAAGAUCUGCAGCAGUCCCACCACGCACAAGAAGAAGCGGAAAGGCUCCUGCUCGUCCAACCACAAAGCCGAGAAGGAGAAAGGGAGGGAGAAGAGCAAAGAGAGACGGAGCUCCUCCAGCAAGCCGCCGUCGGAGAGGAGGCGGGUCAGCCAAUCAUCGGAGUGCAGCGGGCCGCCGUCUGAGAGGCGGAGGAGCUCCACCAGAGACCCGGAGCUGAUGGAGGUCAGGAGGGCCGAGGUUUACUCCAGGGACGCCGAGCACUCACACAGCAGCUUGGCUCAGACUAAAAAAUCACCAGAGAAGAAGAAAGAGAGCUCUUUGAGUACUAGUUACAAACCUGCAGUCAUCAGCGGGGCAAAAAAGGUCGAUGUUUGUCCCUGGGACUUUCCAGAGCAAGACUCUGGGAAGAGGGCAUGAUGACUGGUGGGACAAUCGUGUUUUUUUUAUUUAUUCACAGACUGACAGCACAGAGAACAAAGGAAUGAUAAAGAAAUGAUAAGAAAAUGUUUCUCUAAGUCACCUUAGUUAAAAAAAAAGAUACGGUGAGGAAAGAAAAGGAGACAUUUAUCCUGCUGCCCAUUGAUGCAAUCCAGACAUGAGCAAACAUCUCGUCUUUACAUUUCAACCUUGAAGUCACUUUAAAGGAAACUUUUUCGUCCGCACUUUUUGCUUGCACAUUUGUUGACAUAGUUUGUAUGUUUUAUCUCAUGGAGGUGAAAAGAAUCAUAGCUGUGUUCACCAGCAGAGCAGACAAUCAUUCAUCAUGAACAUCCCCUGAUGAUGUCAGAAACAGAACAAGAAGCAGGCAGCAGCAGAAGAGGAGACGAAAAAAAAGAAAAACGAAGGAAAGAAGCUCUGAGAAGCAGGACCAAAGCCCCAGACACAGCUGUGAUGCCUUAUCUUUAGGCCAAAUGCAUAAUUCAUGGCACGACGAUGAUCUGUUAGAUUAGAGAAACGUGGGAAUAACAAAGGAUUGUCCUGCAGCUAAAUGAGGAGAACUGUAUGUUUUAGUAAGACUUCUCCAUAUACAGUGUGUGUUUUUCUAUCAAAAAACCAAACAGAACAAAAAAAAGGCAUGUGGCAAACUAUCAAGCAUCCAAUAACUAAAUGUUUAUUGGUCAACUCGUGCUCAAAUAUGACAGUGGAACUUUAGAUGUUGUUGGUAUUUGUCUCCUUAUGUUACCCACACCAUGCUUUGGAAACCAUAUGCAUUCAAAUGGCUCUGAAAUGUCCACAAGAGUGAUAUUUAUUUACUGUUUGCUCUGUUUCCUCACCCUCUUUUAUUUUUCUAUAUAAGGCCUUCUUGCAUCACAGGCUGUAGUAGCUGCACAUGCACUGAAAAUGUGAUGAAGGACCAAAACCCGAGCUUGAAUGGGGCGGAUAGUGUGAAUAAUGCUUUAUUUUUACCUCCCCUUUUCACUUAGUUGCCCGUUUUCCUUCCACCUGAAUGCAUCUUUCUUCAAAUAUUUUCACAACUGCUUAAACGGUGCAUGACCGAAGCCUUUUGUUUUGUUAUUUGCCACUUUUUAGCCGACAGGAUGACUAAUUUAACCGUUUAAGCAUCAUCUGGAACAACAACAGCAGUCAUCCUCUCUGUCCUGUGAUCAGCCACCCACCACCAACACCUCGUUUAACGCAGAUACACACACACACACACACACACACACACACACACACACACACACACACACACACACACACACACACACACACACACACACACACACACACACACACACACAGCUCAGCUUCAUUACGGUUGUAGAGUGCAUGACAGUGAAAAUACGGGGACGGCGAUGCACUGAAAUUCACCUUAAAGCAUAAAAAAAUCAUUGCAUAUUUUAUGACGUACUUAAAAAGGGAGCUUUCGGAGCACGUGGGAUUUUUCAAAUAUAGAUGUGUUUGUCGAGCAUUAUGGGAAAGGAACGCCCCGCGUGAGAUGUGGAUCUGCAGUAUCAAGGCUGGAUGAAGUGAACACGAUGCGCCGCUCCAACUUUCACAAGCGUCUUUCUGUCGGAGUUUUCGAGGCUGUUUGAAAUGAUAAUUUCAUUUCCCACUACAUGUAUUUUAAUGCUUGUUCUACAGUAUAGUGUUGCUCCAAAACGUUACAAAACUGUUGUAGCAUCCACAUGGGAUUAUUUCUAUUGUACAUUCAUAUUGUGUUGCAUGUACAUACAGUAAAUAAUCUGUUCUCAAUUCUGAAUUAAAUAUUUAUAUAAAGCUCCA